Molecule: messenger RNA, 772 nt
Organism: Patiria miniata (bat star)
Lineage: Eukaryota; Metazoa; Echinodermata; Asteroidea; Valvatida; Asterinidae
Product: nuclear pore complex protein Nup98-Nup96-like
Exons: 6
Coding region: 134-772 (212 amino acids)
Biological process (GO): post-transcriptional tethering of RNA polymerase II gene DNA at nuclear periphery; RNA export from nucleus; protein import into nucleus
Cellular component (GO): nuclear pore; nuclear pore cytoplasmic filaments
Molecular function (GO): structural constituent of nuclear pore
Source: RefSeq, a predicted model, not a curated record
GCAAGGGACUGUUAUAAUAGUAUUAAUCCCGAUAAUAGUCAGAAAGGGAAGAAAAAAAGAAAGAAAGAAGAAAGAAGUUUAAAGAGAAAGCAAACUUCUGUCAAACACAGAAAGUCUCAACCUUGUCUUCGCAAUGUAUCGAGAAACAACCCUGUUUGGCAAGACAACCACAUCACACUUUGGUCUGAUGGCUUCAGGGAGUGGGGACUUGUUUGGCAGGACACACAAAGGAACAACUAUCAAAUUUACCCCCAUUACUAGCACGGAUACUGUGAUGAAGUAUGGAGUACAUUUCAAUGUCAACACAAGACAUCAGGUCAUCACAGCUAUGAAAAUAUAUGAAAAUAAAAGUUUUGAGGAGUUACGUAUGGAAGACUAUACUGCCAAUCGUAAAGGACCGGGUAGUACAGGUCUACUAGGUCAAGGCAUGACCCAAGUGGACAGUAAGGCCAGUGGAUUGUUCGACAAAUCGAAAGCUUCCUCAGAAACUAGCUUUUGUCUGGAUAAAAUUGAAUUUCAGGCAAAAACACAAUCCUUUGAAGACAAACGUUCCCUUUUUGAUAAGUCUCCUGCAUCACUCUCUGGUCAGACGUCUACGACAAGGACACACAGGGGCUUGUGUGGUGCUCGCACAGGGAGAUUGUUUGCGUUUGGUAGUGGAAGCACUAUCAAAUCCAAGCGUGUUACCAGAAGGAGUGGCAGACAUACCAAAGUCCGUACAACACGCCAGGAGUAUGAAAACAAAGGUUUUGAGCUCUACCCACGCUCUUAA